Molecule: messenger RNA, 585 nt
Organism: Cladocopium goreaui
Lineage: Eukaryota; Dinophyceae; Suessiales; Symbiodiniaceae
Source: the annotation of a GenBank genome assembly
AUGGGUUCCGCAGAGUCAGUGGCAGCUGCCAUGUCUAGUUGUGUGCAGCUGCCCUCAAUGGCCCACGAGGAAGUUCGCCCACCCUGGGCUCUUGCACAAGCAGACAAGUUCGAGUACGAGGAUUGCCCUUUCUGCCGGAUGCGACGGUCACACUGCACCUGGCUGAAAACAGAGAUCAAGCGACUCAAGUCUGAGGCAGCUGCAGUGCAGACCACCAUUCCACCCAUCAUUCUGCCAGAAUUGAUGGAGCAACUCGAGGCUGGUCGCUUGCCGCCUUCGGGCUACACCGGGGGCGUUGAUGACAUCGUUGCAAGCAGCUGUCCACGAUGCGAAGAGUGGCGCCAGGAGGUUCUGGACCUUCAAGAAGAAGCACGCGAGCUGGAUGCGCAAUGCAAGGCGCGAAUCGAGUUUCGCAGCGGGCAAGCACGCAAAGUGGAAGAUCUCCUUAUUGCAAAGCGCCGCAUCGAGGCCAAGUUGCUCAGUGCCGGGCAUGGCGUCGCCGACGACGGGAAGCUCUCGGUCAUCACCCGGGUGAACUUGGCAGAUGAAGAUGCCUUGCUCACCGCGGCAAAGCAGCCCCUGUGA